AUGCCCCGCUCCUUCCUGGUGAAGAAGCCCUCCAGCACCCGCGCCCCCAACUACGGCCAGCUCGACGCCCGCGAACUCGAUGGCUCGUGCUCCUCCUGCAGGGGGGUGCUCAGCCCCGCACCCCCCUCCACCACCCGCCUGCCAGACCACGGCCGCCUCCUCGCCCGCCUCUCCCUCCCGCUGCCCCACGACACCAAGAGCCCCCCAGACCCUGCAGGCACCCGCAGCCCGGGCACCCCCCUGAAGGACAACCAGACCCUCAACCGGCUCGGGGGGGCGGCCGAGGCGGGGGUCCCCAGGCCCUGCCACCCCUUCCCGGGGUCGCCCCGGCGCUGGUUCAGCUGCGCGCGCUGCGCCAGGGCGUACACCAGCCUGGGCGCCCUGAAGAUGCACAUCCGCACCCACACCCUGCCCUGCGUCUGCAGCCUCUGUGGCAAAGCCUUCUCCCGGCCCUGGCUGCUGCAGGGCCACCUCCGCACCCACACAGGGGAGAAGCCCUAUGCCUGUCCCCACUGCAGCCGCGCCUUCGCCGACCGCUCCAACCUCCGCGCCCACCUCCAGACCCACUCGGGCGUCAAGAAGUACCGGUGCCGCGCCUGCGCCAGGACCUUCUCCCGCAUGUCGCUGCUGGCACGGCACGAGGACGGGGGGUGCUGCGGGGCGGCCUGA
Molecule: messenger RNA, 669 nt
Organism: Cygnus atratus (black swan)
Lineage: Eukaryota; Metazoa; Chordata; Aves; Anseriformes; Anatidae
Gene: SNAI3
Product: snail family transcriptional repressor 3
Exons: 3
Coding region: 1-669 (222 amino acids)
Biological process (GO): regulation of DNA-templated transcription
Molecular function (GO): DNA-binding transcription factor activity, RNA polymerase II-specific; RNA polymerase II cis-regulatory region sequence-specific DNA binding
Source: RefSeq, a predicted model, not a curated record